Molecule: messenger RNA, 1418 nt
Organism: Paramecium primaurelia
Lineage: Eukaryota; Ciliophora; Oligohymenophorea; Peniculida; Parameciidae
Source: the annotation of a GenBank genome assembly
AUGGGUAAUUGCAAAUCAGCUAACACUAUAGAUGUAUCAUGUAAUCAUAAUAAACCACAUAUUGCAAUAUGUCUAGGUUAGGCAUGUACAAGAGAUGAAGGAGAUAGAAGAUUAUGUGAGGAAUGUUUGGUUGAUCAUAUGUGUAAUGAUCGUAUUACAAUUGAUGAUGGUAAAUUGUGAUUUUAUAUUUUAAAAGCAAUAAAAUAUGAUAGUUAUGGAAUAUAGGAAAUAGUAGAGAAAUUUGAUAGAGAUUAAAAUUCACCUAAUGCAACUGGUGGAUUAACUUAAACAUUAGCAAAUUUUAAAAAUAAUUUCUUUGAGAGCUUUAAAUCAUAUCAAGGAUAUUAUGAUGUUUAUUUGAAUCAAUAUCUUCUUUAAGGAAUACCUGAUGCAGAAGUAUUUGGAGAAGCUGCAAGUUAAAUAGUGGAGGCAUUUGAAAAAAAUGAUUUAGGUUAUAUCUAAAAAUAAGGAUGUUAAAUAUUACUCAAUACUUACAAUAAUCCAUAAUUAAUUAAAUAGAUAAUUAGUAAUUUAGAUUCAGCAUCAAGAAAAAUUUCAAUUUAUUAGAAUUAAGUUGAAUAGAAAAUAAAAAGAUUAUAAGAUUAAUUAUUUAAAGAACUUAUCUCUUUACCAUAUAAUGUUUCUAAAUAAUUUAAUGGUUCCAUUUUAAAUAUUGAUCCUAGAACUUAUUCAUAUGAAUUUUCAGCAUAUUUGACAACUAUAGAUACAAAUAGAACUAGUGGUUCAUUAAUUUAAUUGAAUUGCUAUGAUCAUAAUCAAAAAAUUUAAGUAAUUUGUUGUGAUAGAUGUCCAAAUAAAGAUAAUAGAUUAUGUGGAUAAUGUUUAAUUACACAUAAAUGUAAUGCUGGAUAAAGAAUUAAAUUAAAAUCAUUUAGUUAAGAUUAAGCUGCAAUAAUUGAAGCAGCUAUGAAAUAUUAAAAGAAAGUUAUUAUAUUAAUUAUAUAUUUAUAGAAAUAAGAGAUAUAGGAUGCUAAAUCUAAAGUGAAAUCAAUAUUUGAAGAAUUUAUGAGAUAGGCUAUUAAAGAAAUAGAAUUAUUGGGAUAAAAUUCUAAAAGAAUGAUGUGUGAAUCUUAAUUAGAUGGGAUUGAUUCUUAGAUUAAAUUAGAAUUACCAGCUUAUGUAAAUAAAUUAAAACUAGUACAUAUUAUUAUUUUAUUAGUGGUAUUUGCUAAUCGAAGUAUGGUGAGUUUAGAUUAAAGAGGAGUAGCAAUAAUUGCAUAUUUGAUUAGACAUCCUGAAAUUAAAAAUUAAUUGAUUAGUUUUGAUGCAACAAAUAAUGCAGUUUAAUACUUAAAUAAAUUAGUUAUAUAAUUAGAAGAUGUUUCAAAAAGAUUUUUAUAAAACAUAUCAUAAAUUGAAGAUAGUAUAUCAUAUAUAUAUAUAUAUUUAUAGUUGCA